AUGGAAGCACCUCUGCAAGCAUUCACGGAGUCUGGUCUGGCGUCGAGCAGGUCUCGCAGCUCUGGCGGCAGUUCAAAGUAUCGCGGCGGCAAAUCCAAAUCUUCAAACGUCUCUGACCGAUUGAACACUCCGGGCGCUUCUAGCCUCCCCCCUCGCAAAAAGCGCAAAGGAGGCAAAUCAUCCACCAACGUUUCCUUUGACGAAGCGAGCAGACACGAGUACCUCACUGGAUUUCGAAAGAGAAAACAGGAGAGAAUCGAAAAGGCCAGAGCCAAUGCGCUGAAGAGAGCUAAAGAGGAAGCAAAAGCAGCUAGAAAAGAGGCUAAAGAGGCAAAGAAAAAGAAGGCGAAGGAAAAUGUAAAGUUGGAAAGGUUGGCUUUGGGCUUGGGGUCUGAAGAGGAGGAAGAGGAAAAUGAUGAGGAAGAUGAAGGGGAGGUCGAGAGGGAGAGACCGAUCGAGGGUGAGUUGAAUGAGGCGAGCGUGGAGCUGUAUGCGUGACCGUCUCCUCAGCGCAUCCUCACUUCGUACUUCUCAGUUUCUACCUACGAAACACCGGAUCAUCAAACUUCAGUCACGGUGUCAGAGUGGGAUCCGACAGCUGAUCCGGCAGAAGAAGAAUUGAGACUCGCUCGGGCUAGUCAAGCAGCUUCCACCCCUUUGGCGCCGGCAACUCUUUCUGUCUCAAAGCUGCGUACGGUAGACGAGCUCCCAGCCAGUUCCCGUCGGCUAGCCAAAAAAUCGCAGUCUCUGCUCAAGAAGCAAGAAGCUGCUCGAUCGCGCAGCGGCUCGGCUCGACGGGGCAAUGGCAAGAAGGGUUGCUUGACUGCUCAAGAAGCAGCAGCAGCUUCCAUCUCUGCAUUGGUAGAUGAGAGUCCGCACCAGAAUGCUGAAGAGACUACUUUUACCGAUCCGAUACUGGGCGGAGGAGGAUCCAAACCGUUCUUGGCUGGUAAGCACAGGGCCCAGCAAUCCUACAGUACUGCAGCGGAUCGCAAAGCUCAGAAUGAGAAGUUGAAAGAGAGAAGAAAGAGACAUAUGGAGGAGAGAAAGGAGAAGGAAAAGAGGAUACUGCAGAAUGGGGGUAGAGCGGCUAUUGCAUUGAGAAAGAGAGGAACAGGAAAGAUGGGCAAGGGUGGGAAAGGCAAGGAUUUGAGGAAGAAGAAAACGCCGAGGGACUGA
This is a messenger RNA of Ceraceosorus bombacis, 1179 nucleotides long. NCBI's taxonomy places the organism in Eukaryota, Fungi, Basidiomycota, Exobasidiomycetes, Ceraceosorales, Ceraceosoraceae. The record is from the annotation of a GenBank genome assembly.